AGUUAAUAAAAGUUCAGUUCACUGAAGGGGUUAGAAACUAUAGAUGUUAUUAAUCGGAUUUUCUUGUGACAGUGUGUGAAUUGUAAAUAUACAGACAUGUGGAACAUGAUGUGCGACGUUAUGCCGACAAUCUCGGAAGACAGUAUUAGCCAAAGAAGUUCACAAUUCUCUGGCGAAGAUGCAAAUUUCGAACAGCUCAUGGUGUCUAUGUUAGAUGAAAGAGACAAGUUAAUGGACAGUCUCAGAGAGACUCAGGAACGCUUAGGUGAGACUGAAAUAAAGCUCCAGGAUGUCGAGAAAGAAAGGGACUCCCUCCAUAGACAAAUAGCGGCGAAUCUUCCACAGGAAUUUGCAACGCUCACCAAAGAAUUGAAUGCUGCCCGGGAGCACCUAUUAGAACGAGAAGAAGAAAUAUCGGAACUGAAAGCUGAAAGAAAUAACACAAGACUGUUGCUGGAACACCUGGAAUGUUUGGUCUCGCGGCACGAGCGGUCCCUGAGGAUGACCGUGGUGAAACGUCAGGCGGCCGCCCAAUCAGGCGUGUCCAGCGAGGUGGAGGUCCUGAAGGCGCUCAAGAGUUUGUUCGAGCAUCACAAAGCGCUGGACGAGAAGGUCCGGGAAAGACUGAGGGUAGCUUUAGAAAGAAACACAACUUUAGAAGAAGAAUUAGCUGCAACCAAAGAAGAAUUACAACAAUAUAAACAAGGGGUGAUUCCCUCCAAUGUACCUGCUAUAGAAGAUAAACCCAAAGAAAAUGGACAGGUGGAAGUAGGGGACCAAGUAACAAAUGUUAACAAUAAGGCAACACCGAAGAUGCGUCUCACUAAUGGUGGCAUGGAAACGACUGAAACAGAUGCUGCUGCCAGGAUAGUGGAUCUACAGACAGCUCUCGAACAACAAAGCGGCGAGGUGACGACGUGGCAACGUCGCGUCGCCGACAUGCAGUCGCGCGUCGGCGAACUAGAAGAGAACCUGGCCAAAGCGCAGAAGGACCUGCUGAAGGCGCAGGACUCGAACUCGAAGCUGCAGCGCGACCUCAGAGAGAACGUGGCGCAGAAGGAGGACCAGGAGGAGCGGAUCGCCACGCUGGAGAAGCGGUAUUUGAACGCGCAGCGCGAGUCGACGUCGCUGCACGACCUGAACGAGAAGCUGGAGCAGGAGUUGCAGCACAAAGAGGCUCAAAUUAAGCUGCACGAAGAAAAAAUAGCCGCCAUUCAGGAGAAGCUGGAACUGGCGGAGCAGAAGCUUGCUCAGUACUCGAAGCUACCCGAGAUCGAGGAGCAGCUGAAGCAACGUAUGGAGGCGCUGACACAGGCUCAAGAAAGACAUGGUUCAGCCGAAGACCGUAUCCAACGGCUGGAGAACAAUUUGGACGAAAAGAAUGCUGAACUAGUUCGCCUUAACCAAAGACUAAAAAUGAAUGAAGACCAUAAUUCUCGCCUUUCAGCGACAGUAGAUAAACUGUUGUCAGAAUCUAAUGAUAGACUGCAAGACCACUUGAAAGAAAGGAUGCAUGCCUUGCAGGAGAAGAACAGCCUCACUCAAGAGCUUGAGAAAACAAGAAAGAUGUUGGAGGAGUUGGAUAGUCAAAAGGCUGAUAUAAUGAAGGAAUUAGCUAAAUCUAGGUUAGAAAUAGACAAUGUGAAGAGGCAGAUGCUGCAACAAGAGAUAGCUUAUAAUAUACAACAAACAGACGCCCUUACUAGGUCUCUAUCACCGAACGCGGUGGAUCCCAACAGUUUCUCCAGAAGCGCUAGCCAUUCCAGUUUCGACACGCAUUCCUUGCCGCGCAGGGUGAACAAGAGCCGGACGCCUAUCGAGGAGGAUCCCAAGAUGCAGUUCGCGUCGCGUUCGAUGGCCGAACACGAAUGGGAGAAGCUGCAGCAGGCCCACGUGCUGGCCAACGUCCAACAGGCCUUCGACGUGUCGAGCGACGCCGAAAACGACGACGCCGACAGCAUCUUCAGCACGCAGGACCUACUCUCCCCCACGGGCCACACGGACGCGCAGACGCUGGCCAUGAUGCUGCAGGAGCAGCUCGACGCCAUCAACAACGAGAUCCGGCUGAUCCAGGAGGAGAAGCAGAACACGGAGGCGCGCGCAGAAGAGCUGGAGUCGCGCGUCGGCAGCAUGGAGCACAUGAACCUGCUGGCGCGGGGCAGGAGCCUCGAGCGGCAGAGUCCUCCAGUAAGCGGUAGAUCUACGCCUAAGUCGCACCAUUCUCCUCAGAGGGAUUAUUUGCAUAAGUAUCACACGAUCCAACUGGCUCCCAUGUCUGCUGAGAUGUCCAGGGAAGAGAUGCACAUGGGCGACAGCAGUAGCGGGGGUGGAGCUUCACCAUUGACAGCCAGAUCUUUGAGGUUAGAAAGGGUCGCGCAGGCGCUGGCGCACAGUCAAGAGGAAUUGCGAAGGCAAGGGGGGCUACAGACGCACACUCCGCCAUCACCUCUCUCCUCUCGUCACAGCAGCCAGGAGAGUCUGAACAGGAAUGCGGUCAUGGGAGGCGGCGGCGUGUCCAUGAUGUCGUCGAGGGACAUGACGGCGGCGGCGGCUGCCGCUGCGGCGGCACAGAAAAAGAAGGGCAUCAAGUCGUCGUUGGGGAGGUUCUUCAGCAAAAAAGAGAAGGUGAAAGGAAAAGAAGUGACCGGACAAGAUAACAGCUUGAAUUUGAGCCAGGGCAGUAUUUGUAUGCCAGAUGGUGACAUCAAUGAUUCAAUGAGCAUAUCUGGAAAGAUUGGCCAGAAAGCUGAGUUUGAUCGAAGACAGAAGAAAAAGGAGCGCGACUACAGACACGAGCUGCUCGCCGAGGCGAUGAAGGCGGGCACACCGUUCGCCCUGUGGAACGGCCCCACCAUAGUCGCCUGGCUGGAGCUGUGGGUGGGCAUGCCGGCAUGGUACGUGGCCGCCUGCCGGGCGAACGUCAAGUCGGGCGCCAUCAUGAGCGCGCUUAGCGACACGGAGAUCCAGCGAGAGAUAGGUAUAAGCAACCCUUUACAUAGGCUGAAACUGAGGCUCGCAAUACAGGAGAUGGUGUCUCUGACGUCCCCAUCUGCUCCGAAGACAUCUAGAACGACCCUAGCAUUCGGCGAUAUGAAUCACGAAUGGAUAGGGAACUACUGGCUGCCUACCUUGGGUCUUCCUCAAUACAGAACGACGUUUAUGGAGUGUCUGGUCGAUGCGCGAAUGUUGGAUCACCUGACCAAAAAGGAUUUGAGGGGACAGUUGAAAAUGGUGGAUGGGUUUCAUAGGACAAGUUUACAAUAUGGCAUAUCAUGUUUGAAGAGGUUAAAUUACGAUAGAAAUGCUUUAGAAGAGAGGAGGAAAAACUGUGAAAAUGUACUAUCAGAUGUGCUAGUGUGGAGCAAUGACCGUCUGAUAAAAUGGGUGGUAUCGAUAGGCUUAAAGGAUUAUGGAAAUAAUUUAGAAGAAUCUGGAGUACACGGUGCUCUGAUAGCUUUGGAUGAAGGUUUUGAUCCGGACAGUAUGGCUUUAGCAUUACAGAUACCAACACAAAACACUCAGGCCAGACAAAAUUUGAAAGUAGAGUUUGGAAACCUAAUUCGUGUCGCCACAGACCGAAGGCCGCUAGACAUCCAAUCUUGAUAUGGCACGGACCUCCACUAAGGAUUUUUAAAAAAUCGACCAUGUAGUGUUCCGCUGUUCGCAUCCUAAAGGCAGCCCCACCUUCUUUCUGUCAAAAGUCAGAGAUCAUUCUGGAUAGAAAAAUGAAAGGAAUCACGAUAUGCUACGGCUAGACGACUGUGGUGUGACGUGCUGAUGAAAUUUUUCUCAGAAACCUCUGGUCACAUACUCAAACGCCAUAAAAAUAUCGUUGAAUUUUCAUUUGGAUUAGUAAGUAUUAAGGAAUACUUCUUUUCCGAAUCUAGUCAUGUUCAUAGAUAUUUAUUUUUUUGUCAGAAAAUCAAGUGUUAUCAUGAGUUUCUUUCAUGUGAAAAUGCAUUGAAAAAUUAUUUUCUUCAUUGGUAUAUCUGUUUUGGGCGGAUAAUUGGGUAUCACUCUUAGAUACAGGUCAUCCCAGCUGAGACUUGCCAGUCCAUUAAUGAGCAUCG
Phaedon cochleariae (mustard beetle) is the source of this 4070-nucleotide messenger RNA. NCBI's taxonomy places the organism in Eukaryota, Metazoa, Arthropoda, Insecta, Coleoptera, Chrysomelidae. The record is from the annotation of a GenBank genome assembly.